This is a messenger RNA of Periophthalmus magnuspinnatus, 663 nucleotides long. RefSeq names its product neuropeptide VF precursor (gene npvf). The record is from RefSeq and is a predicted model, not a curated record. NCBI's taxonomy places the organism in Eukaryota, Metazoa, Chordata, Actinopteri, Gobiiformes, Gobiidae. Gene Ontology annotation, molecular function: signaling receptor binding. The transcript has 2 exons. Bases 1 to 663 code for a protein of 220 amino acids. Gene Ontology annotation, biological process: neuropeptide signaling pathway; negative regulation of gonadotropin secretion.
AUGUCGACCGUGCUUGGGUUGUGCGUUCUGCUGAUUUUGGGGAGUCUAGGGGGGGCAGCGGCGUCCCAAGUCCAGAUCUACGGGAAGUCUGUCUACGGAGGACUGAGGAGCGGCUAUGUGGGAAGGCAGACCGCGAGGGGGCAUCUGACACGGAGUCCUAGCAAAAACACCAUCCACAGAAGUUUGGAUCUGGAGGCCUUUAACCUCCACGUAACCCCCACCGCCAGUAAGAUCAGUCUGCCCACCAUCAUCCGCCUGUACCCACCCACCGCCAAGCCCUUGCACCUGCACGCUAACAUGCCGCUACGCUUCGGACGGGCUAACAACCCUGCCCACGACAGUCCCACUAAUCCCAACAUGCCUCUGCGCUUCGGCCGAAACAGUGACUUUGCCCACAACCACCAUGUCAUCCCCAACAUGCCUCUGCGCUUCGGCCGGGACAGUGACUCCGCCCCUGACCCCUCCUUGUCCAAUCCCAGGGCUCUGCGAUUUGGGCGGGAAAGCGACUCAACUUCAGGGAACACUCCCACCAUGCCGCAGAGGUUUGGACGUGCCGGGAAAAUGUUCCACGUGUGUCCACCAUGUUCCGACGGAGAGGAGACACAGGAAACACAGAGAGACGGUCUCUACUGGAGUCUGCUUAGGACAAUCCACAGUUAUUGA